AUGGAGACCGGCGCUGGCCCACAUCCGCUGCGCCUGCUCGUUUGCCUGAUGCCACUUUCUCUUGCGUUGCUGCUGGGACCAGGGAGGCCCGGGACUGCCGAGGAAGUCAUCCUCCUGGACUCCAAAGCCUCCCAGGCUGAGUUGGGCUGGACUGCAUCGCCGAGCAAUGGGUGGGAGGAGAUCAGCGGCAUGGACGAGCACGACCGCCCCAUCCGCACGUACCAGGUGUGCAACGUGCUGGAGCCCAACCAGGACAACUGGCUGCAGACCGGCUGGAUCGGCCGCGGCCGCGGGCAGCGCAUCUUCGUGGAGAUGCAGUUCACACUGCGCGACUGCAGCAGCAUCCCUGGCGCCGCGGGCACCUGCAAGGAGACUUUCAACGUCUACUACCUGGAAACUGAGGCCGACCUGGGCCGCGGGCAUCCCCACCCAGGCAGCAGCCGGCCCCGCAAGAUCGACACGAUCGCAGCGGACGAAAGCUUCACUCAGGGCGACCUGGGGGAGCGCAAGAUGAAGCUGAACACGGAGGUGCGCGAGAUCGGUCCGCUCAGCCGGCGGGGCUUCCACCUGGCCUUCCAGGACGUGGGCGCAUGCGUGGCGCUGGUCUCCGUGCGCGUCUACUACAAGCAGUGCCGCGCUACCGUGCGGGGCCUGGCGGCGUUCCCAGCCACCGCGGCCGAGAGCGCCUUCUCCACGCUGGUGGAGGUGACCGGGACGUGCGUGGCGCACUCCGAGGGGGAGCCCGGCAGCCCUCCGCGCAUGCACUGCGGCGCGGACGGCGAGUGGCUGGUGCCCGUGGGCCGCUGCAGCUGCAGUGCGGGAUUCCAGGAACGCGGUGACAUCUGCGAAGCCUGCCCCCCAGGGUUUUACAAGGUGUCCUCGCGGCGGCCCCUCUGCUCGCCGUGCCCGGAGCACAGCCGGGCGCUGGAAAACGCCUCCACGUUCUGCGCCUGCCUGGACAGCUACGCGCGCUCGCCCACUGACCCGCCCUGGGCCUCCUGCACGCGGCCGCCGUCCGCGCCGCGGGACCUGCAGUACAGCCUGAGCCGCUCGCCGCUGGCGCUGAGGCUGCGCUGGUUGCCGCCGGCGGACUCGGGCGGCCGCUCCGACGUCACGUACUCGCUGCUGUGUCUGCGCUGUGGCCGCGAGGGCCCAGCGGGCGCAUGCGAGCCGUGCGAGCCACGCGUGGCCUUCGUGCCGCGCCAGGCCGGGCUCCGCGAGCGCACCGCCACGCUGCUCCACCUGCGGCCCGGGGCGCGCUACACCGUGCGCGUGGCGGCGCUCAACGGUGUCUCCGGCCCGGCGGCGGCCGCCACGGGAGCCACCUACGCGCAGGUCACGGUCUCCACCGGGCCAGGGGGGCCGUGGGAGGAGGAUGAGAUUCGCAGGGACCGAGUGGAACCCCAGAGUGUGUCCCUGUCCUGGCGGGAGCCCAUCCCCGCUGGAGCCCCUGGGGCCAAUGGCACAGAGUAUGAGAUCCGCUACUACGAGAAGGGUCGGAGCGAGCAGACUUACUCCACAGUGAAGACAGCCGCACCUGCGGUCACCGUCACCAACCUGAAGCCAGCGACGCGCUACGUGUUUCAGAUUCGAGCGGCUUCCCCAGGGCCCUCCUGGGGGACCCAGAGCUUCAGCCCCAGCAUCGAAGUGCAGACCCCAGGGGAGGCUGCCUCAGGCUCCAGGGACCAGAGCCCCGCAGUGGUUGUCACCGUGGUCACCAUCUCAGCCAUCCUUGUCCUGGGCUCUGUGAUGAGCGUGCUGGCCAUUUGGAGGAGGCCCUGCAGCUACGGCAAAGGAGGCCGGGACGCCCACGAUGAGGAAGAGCUGUAUUUCCACUUCAAAGUCCCGACACGCCGCACGUUCGUGGACCCCCAGAGCUGUGGGGACCCACUGCAGGCUGUUCACCUGUUUGCCAAGGAGCUGGAUGCAAAGAGUGUCACAGUGGAGAAGAGCCUGGGAGCAGGGCGGUUUGGGGAGCUCUGCUGCGGCCGCCUGCAGCUCCCUGGCCGCCAGGGGCUCCCCGUGGCUGUGCACACCCUGCGGGAAGGCUGCUCCGAUGCCCAGAGGCUCAGCUUCCUGGCCGAGGCCCUCACCCUGGGUCAGUUCGACCACAGCCACGUCGUGCGGCUGGAGGGUGUGGUCACCCGAGGAAGCACCCUGAUGAUCGUCACUGAGUACAUGAGCCUUGGGGCCCUGGACGGCUUCCUCAGGCGGCACGAGGGCCAGGUGGCGGCUGGGCAGCUGCUGGGGCUGCUGCCUGGGCUGGCGUCGGCCAUGAAGUAUCUGUCGGAGAUGGGCUACGUUCACCGGGGCCUGGCCGCCCGCCGGGUGCUGGUCAGCAGUGGCCUUCUCUGCAAGAUUUCCGGCUUCGGGCGGGGACCUCGGGACCGGGCAGAGGCCGUCUACACCACCAUGAGUGGCCGCAGCCCGGCGCUGUGGGCUGCCCCCGAGACGCUUCAGUUUGGCCACUUCAGCUCUGCCAGCGACGUGUGGAGCUUCGGCGUUGUCAUGUGGGAGGUGAUGGCCUUCGGGGAGCGGCCCUACUGGGACAUGUCUGGCCAAGACGUAAUCAAGGCCGUGGAGGAUGGCUUCCGGCUGCCGCCCCCCAGGAACUGCCCCUCCGCCCUGCACCGACUGAUGCUUGACUGCUGGCAGAAGGACCCAGGUGAGCGGCCCAGGUUCUCCCAGAUCCACAGCAUCCUGAGCAAGAUGGUGCAGGACCCAGAACCCCCGAAGUGUGCUGCAGCCGCCUGUCCGAGGCCUCCCACCCCCCUGGCAGACCGUGCCUUCUCCACCUUCCCCUCCUUUGGCUCUGUGGGUGCAUGGCUGGAGGCCCUGGACCUGGGCCGCUACAAGGACAGCUUCGCUGCGGCUGGCUAUGGGAGCCUGGAGGCCGUGGCCUCCAUGACUGCGCAGGACCUGGUGAGCCUGGGCAUCUCGUCGGCGGAGCAUCGGGAGGCCCUUCUCAGCGGGAUCGGCGCCCUGCGGGCACGAGUGCUCCAGCUGCAGGGCCAGGGCGUGCAGGUGUGAGCAGCUCUCACUCUUCCCCAGGGGGCUCAGACGCAGCCGGACAAGCCCCUGGGCAAGCUGCACUCCACUCGUGGGGAAGUGAGCUCCCUUCCUCCACCUGGGGCCGGUUUCCCCAUUUCACUGCUUACUCCUCCCACUUUCCCCAGUCUGAGCCCCUUGGCUGACUCAGCCCCCCUGGAGAGGGCCCUUGACAGAACAGCGGGAGGAGAAGCAGGGUCUGAGACACUGAGGUGGGGCUGGGUGGGCAGGAAAGACGUAGCUUUAAAUCACUGGGCUCCUGCCCUUCUGUCUUCCGCAUUCACUGGGGCGCUGGGCCUGACCCCUGACCCUGCAGACCCCUGGGCCAGCAGGCAGCGCACGUCCCUGCUGGGCUGUCAGUGGGCCCGGCAGUGACCACAGCUGCCUGGCAGCCUAUCCUGGAGGGGCCUGCAGGGGCAGGGUCCUCAGCUCCUGGUGCUGGGGCUCAGCCCUGUCUGGGCAUUGGUCCCGAGGCCCAGGCGGCAGAGGUGGUGCUGAGCUCAGGGGUCGGUUUCUGCCUCCCUUGCCGUUGGGCUGACAGCUCAGGGUGAGGGUCCCGGCGGUGGGGCCACACAAGGUCCUGGUGCUCCCUGAGGCCCCACUGGCCUCCCCUUUGCAUUCCUUUUGUAAACUCGCUGGCUGGACUCCUGGGAGGGACACGAGGGGAGAUGUUGUCUCCCCUGGGGGACCCCAGAGUGUGUUGUCCAGCCUGGGGGAAUGAUGACAGAGAGACUCUCAAAGACGGACCAUCUCUCUCUGGCUGGUCCAAUCCUCACUGUACGGGUGGGGAAGCCCGAGACCCAAUGAGGAGCCAGGACCAGGCCUGGGGCAGAGCCAGUUCGCCCAACUCCCUGCCCAGGGGUGAGGUCGGCUGUGGAGGGAGGCCUUGGUCCCACCCUGGAACACCACCACUCUUUCCCAGGGGAGCCAGGGCCACUGUGAGGGGAGCCCCGGGGGGCGCCCCAUCCCUGGCCGCCACCCAGCCUCCUCGGAGCACCUCCCCGCUCCGGCUUCCGUGGGCCUCAGACAGAAGUGGGCGCACUGAGCUGGCUCCAGAGUUCCUUGCCCAGAAGGGCUCCCCCAGGCUGUGGUGAUGACGAGACCACACUUUCCUAGGACAAGAGGAAGGCAGCCAGAUCUGGAUAGGGCCAUGGGGGCUGUCUUUCCAGUGUGCUUCCGGCAUGCCUGUCUGGGUUUGGCUGUGGUGGGUGGGGUGAGCUGGGCUGGGAGGAGGAGCUGAGGGCUGGAGGAACAGGGUGAAUGAGACACAGAGCCCGCCCUCGGGGGGCUUAGGCCAGGUGGGGCAAUGGUCUCAGACACCAGGAAGCACCCAGGCUGCCUCCACCAGGGCUCCGGGGCCCCGUGGGAGACCUCUGGUCUGUGGGCUGGGGGGCUGAGGCGGACGCUGGACCCUCUCAAUCUGUGUAUGUGGAGGGUUUCUGGAGAGGCUCCUUGGCUGAGAAGCCAACUCGGAAGUUGAACAGGGCCUUCAAGGCAGGGCAGGAUGAAGUCGUGGAUGGAUGAAGUCAUCAGCAGGCCCAGACGGAGGGCCCAGGCCAAGAUGGGGUCCAAGCAGAGCGGCUAACGGGGGAUGGAGCCCAGGGGCCGGAAGACGCAGUGCGUCUCUGGGGAGCACCCCCUGGUGGGGGACGGUGCCUCACAGCAGUGCCUUCGGCCUGGCCCUGGUAGCUCUUCUCUCCUUGGGGCCCCCCCACCCGUCUUCCUGUUUCCUGGGCCCUGGCCCCGGCUCAGUGACUCCGGGGGUACUGGGGGAGACCCAGCUACUGCCUCCACCUUUGACAGGGCUAGAGGGCCCCGUGCCAGGUGUCCUUCAGGCUCCGCACCCCGGACCCUUGCUCCUGGGAAGCCUGGAGAGGACAUGGCGUGAGGGCCAGCGUCCUGUCUCGUGGGAGGGGAGCCUCAGCUCCAGCUGCAGUCCCAGCAGUCACCCUCUGAAGGUCAAGUCCCUGCCCCACCAGCUGCUCUGCAGAGGGGCCGCCGUCGGCAGGACUUCGGUGUCCAGGGUAGACCUCCCUCCACUGGAGCGAGGUCCCAGAGUCCUGAGGGGCCCGGCCUCGGCCCCGCACGGGUGCUAGUGUGAUGCGAGCCGGUGGCUCCCCGGGCGCCCUCUACAGAUCUAUUUUUAUAUGGAACCUAUUCGCUGGACAGCGGGAGGGGCCUGCAACCCCCGAGUACGCCAUCCGGGCCCACCCAGGGAGGGGAGGGGCCGGUUGGGGAGGUGGUUCCUUUGAUUUGUG
This is a messenger RNA of Phyllostomus hastatus (greater spear-nosed bat), 5306 nucleotides long. RefSeq names its product EPH receptor A10 (gene EPHA10). Gene Ontology annotation, biological process: cell surface receptor protein tyrosine kinase signaling pathway; protein phosphorylation; axon guidance. The transcript is spliced from 17 exons. The coding region runs from base 1 to 3030 and encodes 1009 amino acids. The record is from RefSeq and is a predicted model, not a curated record. Lineage: Eukaryota; Metazoa; Chordata; Mammalia; Chiroptera; Phyllostomidae. Gene Ontology annotation, cellular component: plasma membrane; neuron projection. Gene Ontology annotation, molecular function: transmembrane-ephrin receptor activity; ATP binding; protein binding.